AUGGAAAAAUUAAUAUUUACAAUUUUACAGAGAGGUGUUGAUCCUCAUUUCGUUCAACUUUUUAAUGCUGUUAUCACAAACAAUAGAUUUAAGAAACAAGAGAUGACAAUGAAAGCAAUUACAUUGGAAGCAAUCAGAAUGGAGCCAAACUUUGUUGAUUUAUAUUUCAUUCUUGGUACUUGUUUGAAAGUUGGCGAGUCUGUUCAGCUGCCCGAUGGUGAUAUAUUGGACCGUGAAAAACUGUUUUUAAAGGUGAUACAUUCCAAUCCAAACAAGUGGAAUGCUUAUUACUAUCUGGCAAUAGAGGAGGAAGGGAAUGAAUCGGUCAGAUUGCUCAAUGGCAAGAAAAUGACAAAGUUGCAACUACUCUUGAAAGCAGUGGAAUUGAAUCCCACCAAUGAAGAACUCUACAUUUCGAUGCUUUCGUUCCUCGAGAAAAAAGACCUUGAAAAUGAAUCGGUGACUCUCAACAGCGGCGAAACACUCAGCUACAAGCAGAUUCUUUUGAAAAUCAUCUCAUUGAGUCCGCGAAUCGCCGGUAUAUACGUUGCUCUUGCUGCGAAACUCAAAGACAAUUUCGAAAGCAUCACACUGCUCUCCGGUGAGAAGAUGGAUAAACAAAAGCUGAGUCUGCAUGCCAUCAAACUCGAGCCUGACGAAUCGGAUUUCUACUUGUUCCUUGCCGACAGUAUCGAAGGAAGUCAUGCUACAGUCAAGUUGCCAAAUGGAAGAACGAUGAACAAGAAACAACUGUAUUUGCAAGCGAUCAAGUUGAAUCCAAUCAGUGAGAGUGCAUACAUCAUGUUGGCCAAGGAGAUGAAGAAGCACGAUACCAUCAGAUUGCCAUUCGGUGAGAUGGCGACAAAGAGACAUCUCUACUUGAAAGCUCUCAACAUCAAUCCAACACACGAUUGUAUCUACUACUAUAUUCUUGAGGAUUUUCAAGAUUGGGAAACCAUUACACUUAUCUCUGGUCGUGUAAUGACUAAGCAAGCAAUCUAUCUCCAGUUGGUCGAUAUCAAUCCUGGCAAAGCUAUAAACUAUUUAUAUCUUUCACAGACACUUCAUUCCGACACUGAAACCAUAAUGUUGCCAAGUGGUGAGCAUAUGACAAAGAGACAACUUAUGCAAACAUUUGAAUUCGUACAAGAUAGAUAUCAUCAAAUAACACAAGGAAUCAAUCCUACAGAUCCAAGUCAACAAUCAAAAUUUCUAGAUGCUUUCAAUAACUAUGUAGCAAUUGAUAAAAAUAGGAAUCAUAUGAAAGACAUGGCAGUAAAAGCGAUUGAAUUAAGUCCGAAUGAAACUGAAACAUAUCUUGCGCUGUUGUUGACACUGAAACCUGGUGAAACAGCGAAGCUGCAUACCGGCCAAGUAGUGGAUGCCAAGCAAUUGUAUAUAAAGAUUAUAGAGUUGGAUCCGAAUCUUUUGGAUGCAUACGUUAAUCUCAAUGAAUGCAUGGGAAACUACGAAUCUGUAACAAUCAAUGGCAAGCGGCUUUCAAAGAUGCAGGUCAUAGCGAAGUGCGUAGAGUUGAAUCCAAACGAAUCCGAUUACUAUGCGCAUUUAACUACCUACCUACAAGAGACAAACAACGUUGAAGGAUACAUAACUCUAAACAAUGAAAGACCUGUAUCUUCACACGAUAAAGCUGAAGGGAAACUUCAAAGAUGCUCACACCAACCUGGCGAGAUCGAUGGACAGCAACGAAACGGUAAUGCUUCCCAACAGCUAUUACAAUUCACCGGUGAAUUCAGUGCAAAUCUAUAUGCAUGCACUCAAAGCCAAUCCAGAGGACCACUAUGCCUACGUCAGUCUGAUAUCUUCUCUGGAAAAUGA
Heterostelium album PN500 is the source of this 1839-nucleotide messenger RNA. RefSeq lists its product as uncharacterized. The coding region runs from base 1 to 1839 and encodes 612 amino acids. NCBI's taxonomy places the organism in Eukaryota, Evosea, Eumycetozoa, Acytosteliales, Acytosteliaceae. Gene Ontology annotation, molecular function: protein binding. The record is from RefSeq and is a predicted model, not a curated record. The transcript has 3 exons.